This is a messenger RNA of Limulus polyphemus (Atlantic horseshoe crab), 1271 nucleotides long. Its product is annotated as S-methyl-5'-thioadenosine phosphorylase-like. The record is from RefSeq and is a predicted model, not a curated record. Gene Ontology annotation, molecular function: S-methyl-5-thioadenosine phosphorylase activity. Gene Ontology annotation, cellular component: cytosol. The coding region runs from base 146 to 982 and encodes 278 amino acids. The transcript has 9 exons. Gene Ontology annotation, biological process: nucleoside metabolic process. NCBI's taxonomy places the organism in Eukaryota, Metazoa, Arthropoda, Merostomata, Xiphosura, Limulidae.
AAUUUUAUGAUCACUACCACCAAGUGGUUGUUUUUGUGAUACUGCAUUUCAUUGAGAAAACAAAAAUAUAACGUGUGAUAACACUGGUAUAUCGUGCAUGUGAUAGAGAUAUACCAGCGUUGAACUUUCAUUAAAACAAGAUAAAAUGGCAUCAUCUCGUAAAAUUAAGGUAGGGAUUGUUAGUGGCUCGGGAUUGGAUGAUCCAGAUAUUCUUCAAGACAGACAAGAAAAGUUUGUAGAAACCCCAUAUGGAAAGCCUUCUGAUGCUCUUGUCACAGGGAAGAUAUGUGGAGUAGAGACUGUAUUAGUUGCAAGACAUGGACGAAAGCACUCAAUUAAUCCAACAGAAAUCAACUCUCGAGCUAAUAUUUGGGCCCUUAAGCAAGAAGGCUGUACGCAUAUAUUGGCAACUACUGCAUGUGGAUCCUUGCGUGAGGAAAUUCAUCCCGGAGAUUUUAUAAUUCCUGAUCAAUUCUUAGACAGAACUACAAAGCGGGCUAGUACUUUUUAUGAUGGAGGUCCAAACUCUCCCAAAGGGGUGUGUCACAUCACAAUGCACACACCAUUUUGUCCACACACAAGACAGGUACUGAAGGAUGCAAUGAAGCAAUUGGGUUAUACCGUACACGAAUCAGGAACUGUCAUAACUGUUGAGGGGCCACGCUUCUCCAGCAGAGCUGAGAGCAAUCUUUUCCGUUGUUGGGGUGCUGACAUAAUCAAUAUGACAACUGUACCAGAGGUUGUUUUAGCAAAGGAAGCUGGAUUGUGCUAUGCUGCUGUGGCCAUGGCAACUGAUUACGAUUGUUGGCACGAUGAACAGGAAGCAGUGCAUUUGGAAGCUGUACUUAAAGUACUGAAAGAAAAUGGUCAAAAAGCGAUAGAACUGUUAAAAAAAGCAGUGGAGAUAAUUUCUCAGAAGGACUGGACAAAUAUACUUAAAUUUUAUGAGGAUGAAGUUGCUUCAUGUGUUUUACUACCUUAAGAAACACGUGGUAUUCUUUGUGGAGAUCAGCCUGGAUAUUUACAGCUGUGCCUGUAGUUUAACACCUAAUCCACACACCCGUAGCAUGAUAAAGGUUUCUUUUAUCGGUAUUAAUAAUCUGCAGAUCUUUAUUAAUGGACGUAUACUGCUAUAUUUUAACUCUACAAAUUGUUCUUUGGUUAUGGUUGGAUUUAUCACGAGCCCACACUAGUUUCGUUUAAGUAAGGAUGCUUCGGUUUCCAUUAUGCUAAGCAAGUACCAAUAAAACAUAGUUAUUUUAAUAUGCACA